CCAUGCGCGGCGCUGCGCGGAGGCAGAGGGACAUCCGCGCCCCCCCUGCGAGCCCUUGCUGUGUGAAAGAAAAUGUCAGUCAGCAUGCAUGAGAAUCGCAAAUCUAGGGCCAGUACUGGCUCCAUAAACAUAUACUUGUUCCACAAGUCAUCCUAUGCUGAUAGUGUCCUUACUCAUCUGAACCUUCUGCGUCAACAGCGUCUCUUUACAGAUGUGCUUCUCCAUGCUGGGAACAGGUCAUUCCCCUGCCACAGAGCUGUUCUAGCUGCUUGUAGCCGCUAUUUCGAAGCAAUGUUCAGCGGAGGAUUGAAGGAGAGCCAGGACAGUGAAGUCAAUUUUCAUAAUUCUAUUCACCCAGAAGUCUUGGAGCUUCUUCUGGACUAUGCAUAUUCCUCCAGGGUUAUCAUCAAUGAGGAAAAUGCAGAGUCACUGCUGGAGGCUGGUGACAUGCUAGAGUUUCAGGACAUUCGGGAUGCUUGUGCAGAAUUUCUGGAGAAAAACCUUCAUCCCACUAACUGUCUUGGCAUGCUGCUGCUGUCGGAUGCUCACCAGUGCACCAAGCUGUAUGAGCUCUCUUGGAGGAUGUGCCUUAGCAACUUCCACAGUAUCAGUAAGAGUGAAGACUUUCUCCAGCUGCCAAAAGACAUGGUAGUGCAGCUCCUUUCCAGUGAAGAGUUAGAAACUGAAGACGAAAGGCUGGUAUAUGAAUCAGCUAUCAACUGGGUCAGCUAUGACCUGAGUAAGCGUCACUGUUAUCUGCCUGAGCUAUUGCAAACAGUGAGACUGGCCCUCUUGCCAGCCAUAUACCUCAUGGAAAAUGUGGCCAUGGAAGAACUUAUCACCAAGCAAAGGAAAAGCAAAGAGAUUGUAGAAGAAUCUAUAAGAUGCAAGUUAAAGAUCUUGCAGAAUGAUGGAGUGGUCACUAGUUUGUGUGCCAGACCCCGAAAAACUGGCCAUUCACUUUUCCUUUUGGGUGGCCAAACCUUUAUGUGUGACAAGCUGUACUUGGUGGACCAAAAGGCAAAGGAGAUCAUUCCAAAGGCUGACAUACCAAGUCCACGGAAAGAGUUCAGUGCUUGUGCCAUAGGCUGCAAAGUGUAUAUCACUGGGGGAAGAGGGUCAGAAAAUGGAGUCUCCAAAGACGUGUGGGUGUAUGACACCCUUCAUGAGGAGUGGUCAAAGGCUGCUCCCAUGCUGGUAGCUAGGUUUGGGCAUGGCUCUGCUGAACUUAAGCACUGUUUGUAUGUAGUAGGAGGACACACCGCAGCAACUGGUUGCCUUCCAGCUUCUCCUUCAGUAUCCUUAAAGCAAGUAGAACAAUAUGACCCUGUGACCAACAAAUGGACCAUGGUUGCCCCACUGAGAGAGGGUGUAAGCAAUGCAGCUGUAGUCAGUGCAAAGCUUAAGCUGUUUGCUUUUGGAGGUACCAGCGUUAGCCAUGACAAGCUGCCCAAAGUUCAGUGCUAUGAUCAGUGUGAGAACAGAUGGACAGUACCAGCCACCUGCCCCCAGCCCUGGCGCUACACAGCUGCAGCUGUUUUGGGUAACCAGAUUUUUAUUAUGGGUGGAGAUACUGAAUUCUCUGCAUGCUCUGCUUAUAAAUUCAACAGUGAGACAUACCAGUGGACUAAGGUGGGAGAUGUGACAGCUAAGCGAAUGAGCUGCCAUGCAGUGGCAUCUGGAAACAAGUUGUAUGUGGUUGGAGGCUACUUUGGCAUACAGAGGUGCAAAACGUUGGACUGCUAUGAUCCCACAUUAGAUGUAUGGAACAGCAUAACAACUGUGCCCUACUCGUUAAUUCCCACAGCAUUUGUCAGCACGUGGAAGCACCUCCCUUCAUAAUUGUGUGUAUGAUGCAAGUACAAAUUAUCAGUGUACUCCCUCAUUUGGAUAAGAGAAUUGGAACCUCAGAUCUGGAGAAACAGUUUUAAUGAAGAAAAAUCAUUUGGUGUCUCUUACAUUUGAAGAAAAUCAUCUGCACCUUGUGAAUUAUCUAACCUGGACAUGAAGGAAUGGUAGGACAAAAAAAAAGUCUUAAGUGCACAUGGUUUAAAUAUUAAUGGAUGAACCUAUGAUCUGGUCCUUGUGCUAGUAAUUGUGGAUUAAUGCCAACGUUAAUCAGUCCUUUAAAGGAGAAAAAUAGACCGAAGUUCUCUGAGCUGUGCAGCACACAACACUCGAUUUCCAUGGACUCUGCUGUUCUAUAUGUGAAAUUUGAAAUGGUUGUCACCUCUCUUUGUGGUGAUUUUUAAGUGCCAGCGCCAGCUGCAGGAGGAGCAGGCCAGCUGAAGCAGUGAGAUGCCGCUCUGAAUGAAGAUGCAAGUGUUGCUGCUGACCUCUGCUAACCGGAGCCUGCUUGUCUGUGGGCAGUGCCCACAGCAUCUCUCAGAUCCUGCGCUGCGUUGUCCUGUGUGCAGCAAGUGACCCCCUCCCCCCGCCCCUUGAUAACAAACGGCCCGGUGGUGAAAUGUUUCUGAAGCCGAGGGGAACAAAAAUUACAUCCCCCGAAUGCUCCUUGUUCCCUUUCAUCCCUAUAUUUAUAAGUAAUUCAAACUGUCCUGCUCCUGUUAUGUUACUUGUUAUAGAUAAUAGUUAUUUAUUGUUCAGUGCUUGCAUGCUGAAACAAUGCCUGCAAUUGUCUUCAUGUCACAAGGGUUUGUGUGAAUUGUUGUAUGUUUUGCACAUUUUGUGAUCUCUGACUUGCUCUGCUGCACAAAGAAAGAGAACUGUUUGGUAACAGUUGGAGAUGGGAGGGAGGUGUGGCUUCCUGAUCGGAAAUGUGGGGAUUACAAGGCAGGAUCUUAAAUUACACACAUCCUAAAGGAAGAAGCCAUGGAGGUCACUUUCUCAGGCCACCAACUCCCCAGGUUCUAUGUGGUGUGUCUUGUAGAUGGUGUCCUUGCUACAUUUCAUGUGUUGGUCAUGCCUUUCAAUUUCUAAUCUGGAAAUAGCUGAAAUCUCUUGCAGCUCUCUCUUUGUGCAGCUUCCUGAUUGCAACACAAAUACUGUGGAAGAGCUUCUGGAUACCAAGCCCAGAUGAAGUCAUUGCCCAAAGUUAUUUAUUUAUUUAUUGUGUUGGAGGAGGGAUACUUACAUUACAGCCACACUGACCUGAGUGAGUGGAGUAUGGUGAUUCAAGAAUAAAAUCAAAACACCUCAAGAUAGGUCACUGAUGAAGUCUUAACAAAAGAAAAAAGAAGAGCAGCAAUUUUGCACUGACUGGGUUGCCUCACCCAUCUGGAUUUCAGAUCGUGACUGUCCAGGUGUCAAAGACUCAAGCAAUCUAGCAAAAUUCUUAUGGGGAUAUAAAAUGAAUUUCAAACCUCUUCAUCUUAAAAAUAGCCUUCAAACUCUGCUGCCUUUUACUUUCCUUAGCUGGGUGUGUCUUUAAACACUUGGUUGCUCAGAAGCAUCAGAUACAAUCCCAAGAAACCAAACUUUGAUUUUUAAAUAAGUUUGUUUCUUAUCGUUUGGUCUUGAGACAGAGAUGAAGAUACUCUUUCUUCUGGAUUUCAGAAGCUUAUGUUUCACAGAUGCUUUCUUUGCAGACCCUGUCAUGAAGCAUGUAUUGUAUUGUGCUUUUUUUUUUUUUUCUUAAAUGUUUCUGGAGCCCAACUCAACUGACACAUUCAGUAACAUGAUUGGUGUGUGCUGCGGUAAAAGUAAAGAGCUGCAUGCAUGCAUGCAAAACAAAAAUAGUCACGUUGGUGAUGCUUGCCUUUCUCUGUGUGACAGUGAUGUAGCUGUAUCUGUGAAAGUUUUGUCAGCUGAAAGUGUUUACACUGGUUACUGAAAGUUUCUUUGUGCUGCCUUUUAUUUGACUUGCUGUUUGGAGUAGACCUUUUCAUUUCAGAAAUAGAGUAUUUGGAGUUCUGAGAACAUUCAUUAAUUAGCAGCGACAUUAGCAGUUUUUUAAAAGGUGAGGCCCAGCUAGAUGUGAACAGUUAAAGUUCCUCUGGUUAAACUUAUUUGUUGAAAUGAUAGAUUUUAAAAGCAUUUAAACUCACAGCUUCUCCACAUCCUCACCCUGCCUUGGUUCUUUAGUACUUGCACAGGUUGCCCUGUUGAUUUAAACAGCCUUGAAUUACUGUUGCCUUUCAUCUUGUGGAUCACUCCUGGGAGUUUGAAGGGAGCCAUAAAAUCAGACUGUUGUGUUUUGUUAUUUCCUCUCCCCAGGCGUUAGUGACCACAUGAGGUACAAGGAAGCGGAGCCCCCUUGUUUAAAUAAGGGCAUGUAUGUUUGAGACCUUACUCUCCAUCAAGCUGCUUGGAGUCCAAAUGUGAAGCUGCACUGCAUCCAACUACUUAGCUUCUGAAAUCUGUUUUCUAGCACCAUGCACCUCCCCGAAGUGGGAUGAAUUCUCUGCAGCUGUUUCCAAAGUUGUGGUCUGCUUUCAAGUCCUCUAUUAAUUCUUAUGUGUAGGCUGAAGGAAGCUGAAGUCAGGGUGGGCCUCUGGCUCUGCAGGGAAUAUGCUAGGCUCUUGAUCUGUGAAUUGAUGUGGGAAUCAUGGCUAGUUACUUGACCAUUCCAAUCCUGCAAAAAACCCCACAUUUUGAAACAAAUGCAGUUCACAGUGGAGUGCACACAAAAACCCUGGCGUAAGACAGGAAGGUUCCUUUUAUUUUGCAGGCUGGUUGCUGUAGAAACAUAUAACAAAAGACAGCCUUCCUCUUCUGGUAUAAUUGUGCAGCCCCUUUUCUCUAGGUCUGACACCUGUCUGAAUAAGAGUGAUUAGAGCAGAAUAAUGGUCCCUUUCCUGGCUGUUGAAGAUGUGGUUCAUGUGCUAAAAGAAAACUGUAAGUGAAGAAGUAAAACUGUCUAUGUUGUGUCUUUUUGUUUACUAUUACAUCUUAAGGUUUUGUAAAAUGCGUGUUUUUUCACAAUGUGAAACUGAAGGUCAAUAAAUUAUUAGAGAUUUUCUCUCCAUGGCA
Molecule: messenger RNA, 4932 nt
Organism: Apus apus (common swift)
Lineage: Eukaryota; Metazoa; Chordata; Aves; Apodiformes; Apodidae
Gene: ENC1
Product: ectodermal-neural cortex 1
Exons: 3
Coding region: 73-1842 (589 amino acids)
Molecular function (GO): protein binding
Source: RefSeq, a predicted model, not a curated record